AUGGCAGAGGAAUCCAAUCAGGUGUUUUACAAGUACCAAAACACGGGUGCGAAAACACUGCCAACCUCCAACAAUGAGCCGCUACCAACGCAAAUAAAGAUCGAAAACGUCACGCAAGAGAUGUAUUCCUGGGGGGCGAUAAGCCAAGUCUAUCUAAGCGCUGAGAGCCCCAGGUUGAAGAAAAAGAAGGAAUCUCGAUUCAGCGACGUUUCGUUGGUUUUGCGAAGAAUAGUCACUGAGAGCCAUGGCAAGUUCACGCAUGAAACAACGCAACUUGAAAUCCAGUCGGUGACGCUCCGAAAUGCUUUCAAAAGGCUCGCUGAGGGAUUCGUUAAUAUCAAUCUCCACGGGGAUCCAAUAACGAUACCGAACCCAUAUGUCGAACUCUAUCACUGUCGAAGGCAAUUGCAAGAAGCGAUUGACUGUGCCCCUAACGAAUCCAUCAGAGAGGAACUUGAGCUUUUACAACAGUUUCAAGAGGACCACAUGUCUCAAGACCUGAAAGAGCUCCAAACACUUGAAAGUAAUGGCUAUAUUACAGUCGCAUUUCUCCCCUUAAUAUUUGUUCCAGGAUCCCUAGUCUUGAUACCCAAUCGACUAGCCGGCUCUAAAGAGGUAUUCUGUGCUGCUGUUGUGGAAGUUUGCAAGUUGAUAGAAGAAAACCAAAAGAAAUUCUGGUACGUGAGACUUGCUUACACCAACUUCGACAACGUGCAGUUUGGUGCCACCUCUACGAAGGCUCAGUACCCUCAGUUCGACGAUGUGAAGCAUAUUCUGGAUCUUCCAGUAUUUCCUAUGAAAUACCACCCUAAUAGAGACCAAAUUUACCAGUCACUGCUUGAGCGUGGUUCCCGAUGCAAGCAGCUUCAUCUUGAAUCGAGCCCAUUUAUUGGACAUGGAAGCCGAGGAGCAUCUGGGACACAUUGGGAGUAUGACGGUCCAUUUUGGAGCAUAUUGUCAGGAGGAGGCUUGUCACCGGGAAGAUCUGAAACCGAAGAAGGUCGAUCUUGCAUCAACAUUUUUCAAGGCUUCCCAACAUCACUUUGCCAGGGCAAGAUUAUCAUUGAUCCCAAUAGCCUGAUCAAAGAGAACCCAGGUUGCCGAGAAGUAGUGCAGAAGGCCAAGUCAGGCCCAAUAUCGAUCAUGUGGAAGGCUGAAACAACGUCCUCUCAUGACUUGGAUACAUCAAAAUCCAAGCCUCCCUAUCAGCAAUUCUCAAACAACGAACAUCAGGCGAACUCGUUGACCGAUUUGCAACUUAUCACUAUGGCCCCUAUUCUUGCUGGAUUUUCAUUAACCAGAAGAUCUUGGGGUUUCUUCCUGGUUGAUAAUAUCGCUGAUAUUAGGUGGAACGAUGACUCCUAUGGCAACCUGCAGAUUGAUCAGAGUCGGAAGGAUAUCAUUUACGAAGUCGUAAAAGAGCAUCGAAAGGCACCUGUCGCGUUAGAUAACGUGGUGGCAGGCAAAGGGGCAGGUCUCAUCUUCCUUCUACAUGGCCCACCUGGCAGUGGUAAAACGAUGACAGCAGAAUGUGUAGCAGAAAGCUUACAUUGUCCUCUGUACCAUACCACCAUGGGAGAAUUAGGCCCCAACGUCAAGGCCAUAGAGGAACAACUCCAGAUCACCUUCACCCGCAUACAACAGUGGUCAGCAAUUCUGCUCUUUGAUGAAGCGGAUGCUUUCAUGGCGGAAAGAAGUGAAAACGAUCUUGAACGCAACGCGUUGGUAUCGGGUAUGCUUUAUUCUCGACUGUACCUUUCGAAGAGAUCCCAGGACUAA
Messenger RNA from Fusarium pseudograminearum CS3096, 1779 nucleotides. RefSeq lists its product as uncharacterized. The record is from RefSeq and is a predicted model, not a curated record. The coding region runs from base 1 to 1779 and encodes 592 amino acids. The transcript has 3 exons. Lineage: Eukaryota; Fungi; Ascomycota; Sordariomycetes; Hypocreales; Nectriaceae. Gene Ontology annotation, molecular function: ATP hydrolysis activity; ATP binding.